Messenger RNA from Trichosporon asahii var. asahii CBS 2479, 990 nucleotides. RefSeq lists its product as uncharacterized. The transcript is spliced from 3 exons. The record is from RefSeq and is a predicted model, not a curated record. The coding region runs from base 1 to 990 and encodes 329 amino acids. Lineage: Eukaryota; Fungi; Basidiomycota; Tremellomycetes; Trichosporonales; Trichosporonaceae.
AUGGCAGCAGUCGCCCCGCCGGCGCAACCGCCGCAGACGACGGCCGUCCAGCUCCCCGCGGCCCAGAAUCCGCAGCUUCCCAAUGCCAACCCUCAAACGACCUCUGCAGCUGCAAACCCAGCGAACCCAGCGAACCCAGCAAAGCCUGUCGAGACGACAAAAGAGCCCGCCAAACCUGAGCAGCCAGAUGCGAAGACGGACACGAAGACUGCGGCCCUGCCAGGUCUGAAGACGGAGACAAAGGCGUCGUCCUCGUCCUCGCCCUCGUCGUCGCCCCCGUCGUCGGCGGCAAAGGCAGAUGCGAAGGAUAAGGACAAGGAUCUGAAGACGUCCACAACAGAUGCGAAGACGCAGAGCGCGAGCCCGACUCUGAGCGCCACCGAGCUCGCCACCACGGUGCUGGAUGUCGCGGGCCAGCCGACGGUGCAGAAGCAGGCGCAGUGUGAGUACCUUGCCUCCCUUUCUAUCUUGGAUGCGAGAAGCGUUGUCGAGAGGAGCUUUCAUGUGCCAAGCGAUUGCAUGAAACUGGUCAAGGACAAGGGCCGGAAGAUGCGUGCAGCUGAAGGGGCUCAUCCAGCUGACACUCGCAGACAUCACGAUCUUUCCGUCCGACUUUCCCGUCGAGAAGUGGGAGCCCAAGUCGGCCAAGUCGGUCGGGAAGGGGUAUCUCUUCUUCGAGAACCAGCUGGGAGACAACAUGGUGCUCUUCGCGGUCGUCCUCGCCAUCAUGGCCGUCUUCAUGGCCCUCCUGCUCCUUAUCACGGGCUGGCAAUCACGGAAGGAGGACAGCUACCUCCCCGUCGAGGCGAGAUGGACCGACGGCCCGGACCGGCUCAAGAAGCCCGUACCGAGGGAGUUACUCCUGCAGCCGGGCCGCAGUCCGCCGCGCGGUCCACCCAUGAACGCAAACCGCCCCCUUCCUGGACGACCAGGCCCAAGUGGACCGGCCCGCCGACCGCCCCCGCCGCCGAUGUACGCCGUGGACCGUGA